This is a messenger RNA of Pectinophora gossypiella (pink bollworm), 1844 nucleotides long. RefSeq lists its product as uncharacterized. NCBI's taxonomy places the organism in Eukaryota, Metazoa, Arthropoda, Insecta, Lepidoptera, Gelechiidae. The transcript has 3 exons. Gene Ontology annotation, biological process: regulation of transcription by RNA polymerase II. Gene Ontology annotation, cellular component: nucleus. The record is from RefSeq and is a predicted model, not a curated record. Gene Ontology annotation, molecular function: DNA-binding transcription factor activity, RNA polymerase II-specific; RNA polymerase II cis-regulatory region sequence-specific DNA binding. The coding region runs from base 159 to 1823 and encodes 554 amino acids.
UCGAAGUCAUUACAAAAUGAACGACACACAGGCGAGGAAAAAGCAUUUAGUAAACAAGGCUGUAUCAGGUCGGUCGACUGGCCUAUUUGUUUAUUUUUUAUAAAAUAUGUAAAUACGAAAUUCAAAGUGCUAUUUGUGUUUAUGUGUUUGUAAUCGUAAUGUCAUCAGCAACCCCCUCGCCCCCAAGUAUACAUUCUGAUGAAGAAGAUUCAAGAGACACAACCUCGUCUGGAUUCUCCACAACUGGUAUACACAAAUAUAAUACAAAUCAUGGCAUAGAUUCUUCUCAUAAAGGAGUCUGCAAAGUCAGUGCAAUAACGUCACACGGAGUGGCUGAUAUACUUUCGGAAGGUGUAAAUUACAAUCCUUCAGAUAAUGCGUUCUCAGAAUAUAAACCAGAAAAUCUAGCGACGAUACCUCAAGCAUUCGUACAAGACUAUAAUUCUAGAGAUUCAACUGGAUUUAGCAUUCAAGAUAUCCUUGGAUUACCGCAGUCAUAUAACCCAUCAACUACACAAGAAGAACUGGAACCGAGAUACGAUUACCAAAUUCCGAACUAUGAAACAAUAAGUAACAGUCCCAAUAAUAAUUACGGAUCCGGUACUGAGGAAGUGAUUUCGGACGAGUGCAUGGACAAAAAUGAAAACCUGUUUGCAAAUGCACAAGUUGCCAAUCAAGUUUACAACAGAAGUUAUGCAAUUAGCGAAUCGGUGCAGUGUCAUCAAAGAAGCAGUCUGAGCGGAGAUGGUGUAAAAGAUCCAGGACGAGACUUAGUCGACUUACAUGAAUCAAAUUUUCCCAACCAGAACCCUGUAUGGAGUAACAAAGCUAUUAUAUCUAGCAACCCUGUUCUAAGAACUGCUUCUUCUUUACCUAGCAGCGAAAUGUCUUCCGAGUCAUCCUCCUAUCAAAAAGGCUUCACAAAGAGAGCAAGAACAGCCUACACAAGUUCUCAACUAGUAGAGUUAGAAAAUGAAUUUCAUCAAAACAGAUACCUCUGUCGACCAAGACGGAUUGAACUUGCAAACUACUUACAGCUAUCGGAACGGCAAAUCAAGAUAUGGUUUCAAAAUCGUCGAAUGAAAUACAAGAAAGAUAACAAGCACAAUAAGCCAUCGUCAUCAGUAGAUGACAAUAGUCCAUCAACAAAUUCUAAAGAAUUAUCACCUAGUCAAGACCAUAAGAUGAGUCACGGAAGAAGUUGUGGAGGACACGAUCGUCACCGACGACUUUUAUCAGAUGGCCACGCGGCCCACAAGAUCUAUGUCACAUCUAACGAUGCUCUUUCAAGGCCUCCAGAGUACACAUCUAUUAACACAUUAAAGUCGGUUAUCAAAGGACCUCAGAGUACUAUCGAGCUGCCUUCGUACACACCCAACCUGUCUUAUUCAUCGUAUUAUACUGCAAGCUCUAGUCGUCCAGCUUACUCACCCAUGUCUGAAGUUUAUCGGUACACCAACGAUGAAUCACUGCAGUCAAAUUCGAAUACUCUAGCUACGAUACCGACAGAUAGCUACGUUCCUAACGGAGUGAACUUAAAACUGCCCGAUGAUGUAACUAGGUACGCAUCCAGUACGCCAUAUUACAAUCCGUUACCUAGCGGGAUGGUGAUGCAUCCUCCGACAACUGAUGCUUAUGGUUUCAGUACAACUACUUUACCAACUAUCGCCGCUCCAACUUAUGAUGAUAGCAACAUUCACACCAGGACAACGAAUUUACCACUGACACAAGAUCCAUACUUUUCAUAUUUAGCAUCUUCUGAAGCAUCUAACCAGCAAACAUCAAGUGCCACUAGCAAAUAUUCAUCAUACAUCACUUUAUAAAUUAUUAUUUUUUAAAACGAC